CGUUGCAUCAGAAUCGUAACUUCCGGUGAAAUGUCAUCAGCCCUUUACCGGCACCGCGACUCUCUGCCGAGCAUAUAAACCGGACCUACGGAAAGUUAUCUCUGAAAGUGAGGUAGCUUCUCACUUUGUCAUGGCUGAACAGACUGUCGUGGAGAAAAUGAGCGAGCUGCAAGUGGACGCUGGAAAAAAGGGAGGAGCUGAAGGUGGUAAGGAUGGAGGAAAGAAGAAGGCUAAAAACGCUGCUGGGGACUCUGGAGGCAGGUCUGAGCUGUCGCCGCCACCUGAGUACAUCGAUGAGCGUCUUGCUUUGUACACAAAGCUGAAAGCUGAGCAUGAUGCCCUGAUGGCAGAGAGGGCGGCGAAAGAUAGCCGAGCCAUCAAGGUGACCCUGCCCGAUGGAAAGGUGGUGGAUGCUGAAUCCUGGAAGACCACACCAUACCAGGUGGCCUGUGGAAUCAGUCAAGGCCUCGCUGACAACACAGUGAUUGCUAAAGUGAACAACAGUGUGUGGGACCUGGACAGACCUUUGGAGGAUGACUGCAGUCUUCAGUUGCUCAAGUUCGAUGAUGAGGAAGCUCAAGCUGUUUACUGGCACUCCAGUGCUCAUAUCUUGGGUGAAGCCAUGGAGCGAGUGUAUGGAGGGUGUCUCUGCUACGGUCCCCCCAUUGAGAGCGGCUUCUACUACGACAUGUUCCUAGAGAACAAUGAGGGCGUAUCAAGCAAUGACUUCCCAUGUCUGGAGAACUUGUGCAAGAAAAUUAUGAAGGAGAAGCAGCCAUUCGAGAGGCUGGAGAUAAAGAAGGAAACUCUGUUGGAAAUGUUCAAGUACAACACGUUCAAGUGUCGCAUUCUGAAUGAGAAGGUUACCACUCCCACUACCACAGUUUACAGGUGUGGUCCCUUAAUCGACUUGUGUCGGGGGCCCCACGUGAGGCAUACUGGGAAAAUCAAGGCACUUAAGGUCCACAAGAAUUCAUCUACAUACUGGGAGGGAAAGGCGGACAUGGAAACUCUCCAGAGGAUCUAUGGAAUCUCCUUCCCUGACCCCAAAAUGCUCAAAGAGUGGGAGAAGUUUCAGGAGGAAGCCAAGAACAGAGAUCACCGCAAACUAGGCCGGGAACAAGACCUGUUCUUCUUCCAUGAUCUAAGUCCAGGGAGCUGCUUCUUCAUGCCUAAGGGAGCCUUCAUCUACAACACCCUGAUUGAGUUCAUCCGAAGCGAGUACAGGAAGAGGGGUUUCCAGGAGGUGGUGUCACCCAACAUCUACAACAGUAAGCUGUGGCAGACCUCUGGACACUGGCAGCACUACAGCGAGAACAUGUUCUCCUUCGAGGUGGAGAAGGAGACCUUCGCCCUCAAACCAAUGAACUGCCCGGGACACUGCUUGAUGUUUGAUCACCGACCACGCUCCUGGAGAGAGCUGCCCAUUCGCAUGGCAGACUUUGGCGUUCUGCACAGGAACGAGCUGUCAGGAGCCCUGACAGGCCUCACUCGUGUCCGCCGCUUCCAGCAGGAUGAUGCUCAUAUCUUCUGCACCAUGGACCAGAUUGAGGGAGAGAUCAAAGGCUGCCUGGACUUCCUGCGAACUGUGUAUGACGUGUUUGGCUUCACUUUCAAACUCAACCUGUCCACAAGACCAGAGAAAUUCCUGGGAGACCCAGAGGUCUGGGAUCAAGCAGAAAAGCAACUGGAGAACAGCUUGAAUGAGUUUGGGGAGAAAUGGGUUCUCAACCCCGGUGAUGGAGCGUUUUAUGGACCAAAGAUCGACAUUCAGAUCAAGGAUGCCAUUGGCCGGUACCAUCAGUGUGCCACAAUCCAGCUUGAUUUCCAGCUCCCGAUCCGUUUUAAUCUCACCUUUGUCAGCCAUGAUGGUGACGACAAGAAGAGACCAGUGAUCAUCCACAGAGCUAUCCUGGGAUCAGUAGAGAGGAUGAUCGCUAUUCUGACAGAAAACUACGGAGGAAAAUGGCCACUGUGGCUCUCUCCAAAUCAAGUGAUGGUUGUACCUGUGGGACCGACCUGUGAGGAGUACGCUGAGAAGGUCAAGCAGGAAUUCCACAACAACGGCUUCAUGACUGACGUGGAUCUUGACCCUGGCUGCACCCUGAACAAAAAGAUCAGAAACGCACAGUUGGCGCAGUACAACUUCAUCCUGGUGGUGGGAGAGAAGGAGAAGACAAGCAACACUGUGAAUGUACGCACCCGUGAUAACAAAGUCCACGGCGAGCGCACUGUGGAGGAGUGCAUCGAGCGUCUGAAACAGCUGAAGACCACCAGGAGCCGAAACGCAGAAGAAGACUUCUGAACUCUGUCAAACCCGCUGCUAUCAGCUCGUUAUACCUCGAGUUUGAUAUCUUUAAAGGGCCAUGUGGUUGAAAUCAGUUUUUGGAUGAGGAAUAAAACUACUGGUGCCUAAUCUCUGCUUUUUGUCCGUUGGAAAUCACAUUUUUCAGAUUUGACAGUUGUCUUCUUAUCUUCCGUUGCCUCUUUACUGUAUCACUAUGCUUUCAGUUACCAAGGCUCAUCGUUGUAUCGCUGUAUUCAUAGAAUGAAUUAUAGUUUUCCUUGUGCUCAUACAGAACUGCAGCUAGUGAGACUAGCUAGAUACGAUCAUGUCUUUGAACAGCUUGAAAGAACAUCUGUACCAUUGAACAUCUCUCAAAAGCUUUUUCCGUGCUGAUUAAAAGAGAGGGGAAAUGUUUGUAACACUGUCUUAACAGUUUCUAUCAGUCAGGGUUUUUUGUUUUUUUUUCUGCAGGGAGUUGUACACGAGUUACAAUUUUGAUAAUUAAACAAUCUUUU
This is a messenger RNA of Larimichthys crocea (large yellow croaker), 2802 nucleotides long. It is a transcript of the gene tars1, whose product is annotated as threonyl-tRNA synthetase 1. The transcript has 19 exons. Gene Ontology annotation, molecular function: threonine-tRNA ligase activity; ATP binding. The record is from RefSeq and is a predicted model, not a curated record. The coding region runs from base 131 to 2305 and encodes 724 amino acids. Gene Ontology annotation, biological process: threonyl-tRNA aminoacylation. Gene Ontology annotation, cellular component: cytoplasm; mitochondrion. NCBI's taxonomy places the organism in Eukaryota, Metazoa, Chordata, Actinopteri, Sciaenidae.